AUGCCGCUGCUACGGCUUCACAAGAAGUCCGACAAGGACGCCGCCGACAUGAACCACCCCCCGACUCAGGCCUCCGAAGCGCCCGAGUUUCGCAUCAUCCGCUCAGAUACCUACACCGAAGAGACAAUCGAUGCACCCCCCUUCCAGACGGUAGAAAGCCCCGGGACAUCCCCGCGCAAGUCCUUUGGCUUCUUCCGCCGGUCCAUCGACAGCGGGCGCAGCAGCCAGGACUCCCACUCGCCGCGGGAAAGCCGCUUCUCACGACUGCAUAUCGGCCGUCGGUCGAGGUCCGGCAGCUCCUCGUCCGUCAAUAUACCGGAUAACCUGCCUGAGGUGGGGGAUACCGGGGACGAGCAGGAGAGAGAGGCCCAGUGGGAGAAGCGGGCGACGAUCCUGGUGCAGGGCGGAUCACAUUCCCCUGCCUCGCUGGGGGUGCAGAAGGGCAACAGAUCGCGAAGCUCGAGUGUUGGCAAAGUGAACGAUCCAGAGGGAGAUGUACGUUCUUCUUGCUACUUUGUUCUUACUUCUUUGCUGGGAGAGCGCAAACUGACGGCCUGUAGGAAACUAUACAAGAAGCUAUACGGCUGCAUGAAGCUGGGGGUAAGCAACAUCACCUCUUACUGCGCGCAUGUCUAUUGCACUGCUAACCCAACCCCCUUCAGAUCUAGAAAAGUCAACGCAUAUCUUUGGAAAGCUGGCAGACCCCCAAGGACAGAAUAA
Trichophyton benhamiae CBS 112371 is the source of this 720-nucleotide messenger RNA. RefSeq lists its product as uncharacterized. The record is from RefSeq and is a predicted model, not a curated record. The coding region runs from base 1 to 720 and encodes 239 amino acids. The transcript has a single exon. Lineage: Eukaryota; Fungi; Ascomycota; Eurotiomycetes; Onygenales; Arthrodermataceae.